Magallana angulata is the source of this 3120-nucleotide messenger RNA. RefSeq lists its product as uncharacterized. The record is from RefSeq and is a predicted model, not a curated record. Gene Ontology annotation, cellular component: cytoplasm. The transcript is spliced from 8 exons. Gene Ontology annotation, biological process: intracellular signal transduction; protein phosphorylation. NCBI's taxonomy places the organism in Eukaryota, Metazoa, Mollusca, Bivalvia, Ostreida, Ostreidae. Gene Ontology annotation, molecular function: ATP binding; protein serine/threonine kinase activity. The coding region runs from base 405 to 2885 and encodes 826 amino acids.
CGAAGCUCUGACGAGGAUCUUUAAAGUCUGUCUGAUCGAGAGAGGGGGACCGCAGCUAUGAAGGAGGUGCGAUGUGGAGUGUUUCCUCGCGAUACGAGGCUUUAAGUCGCGAACAAAAGAUUAUUGAUAUAUUACAAGAUAACGGUCAGAGGAACUGCUGUUUAGGACUGCAUGAACAAUAGUCGACAAUUACAAGAUGUCAAAUCAAACCAGACCUACACUUGACGUACAAAUCACGCGGGAUGUCGUCUGCGAACGCUUGUUGAUUUCCGUCGGUGUUUGGUUCAUUAAAAUAAGAAAACAUGCUACUUUCCUUGCAUAAAUAUGGAUAGAAUUUGCCCCGAGAACUGUUUUGAAAAUAUGGACUUUAAAAUUUGCUGCAAAUAGCAGCGUGAUCCAUCGGUAUGGAACAGGGAAAUUUAGACAAAAAUGGAGACGUUUCUGAAGAAACACAACCAGCGGAUGAAGAUGUUGCUAAGUCGACUGGCGAGCAUCACUCAACAGAGGAAGCUUCCGAGAAGAAAAAGAAGGUCGGGAGUUACAUUCUCGGGAAAACUUUGGGCGAGGGAUCGUUUGCUAAAGUUCGUCAAGGCGUCCAUCUUUUAGCACAUGAAAAGGUUGCUGUAAAAGUAGUCCCAAAGAAAGCAGUGUUGGUACGUGAGUUUGUCCGUAAAAAUGUCCGCCGAGAAGCCAUUGUUCUACAGAAACUGUCACACCCUAACAUUAUUAAGAUGUACGAGGUGAUGGAGACGGAGAACUCCUAUUACCUCGUUCUGGAGUACGCCGACUGCGGGGAGUUCAUCAAGUACCUGUCAAUCAAAAAGUGUCUCCCUGAGAUCGAAUGCCGGAAGUACGCCCGACAGAUCAUCUCCGCCGUGGACCACAUGCACGUAUCUAACAUAAUUCACAGAGAUCUCAAACUAGAAAACUUCCUGCUGGAUGCGAACAUGGACAUCAAAAUCAUUGAUUUCGGCCUGAGUAACGUGUUUUAUGGGGAGACCUCGCUGUCCACACAGUGUGGAUCCCCGGCGUACGCCGCGCCCGAGAUCCUGAACAACCAGAAGUACGGGCCGGCGGUGGACGUCUGGAGCAUAGGGGUCUGUCUGUUCGCCAUGCUUGUUGGAUCACUUCCGUUCGUUCCGCAGCCUGUGAACAACAUUGCUCAGCUUCACUCCUUAAUUCUAAAAGGAUGCGAGAUCCCAGAUACUCUAAGUGAAGAAUGUCGAGAUUUUCUACAGGCAAUGUUGACUUCAGAUCCAAGAAAGAGAAUAAAAAUGGAAGACCUUUUGCGACAUCCAUGGCUCCUUGGAGAAAAUGAAGAACCCGUUUUUCGGCAGCAGGCAGUUGCAAAUCUUCUGCCGCUUGUUCCGCAAGCCUCCGUCAUAAAUUACAUGACUAAAAUGUUUGACUUUAAGGAGAGUGAGGUAUUAAAUGCUCUUGGUGAACGGAAGGUCAAUUCGAUCGCUGCUACUUACUAUCUCCUAAAGAAAAGAUUCGAUUCUGGAUUACAUCUAGUGAAUCGGCCCCAAGGAAUGAGGAAUAUUAAUCACCGCCGGGAAUCAGCAUUUUCUGCUUUUAGUAUUGAACUGAAUAAUAGAAACACCGCUUCAUGUCCAUCUAAGGACCAGAGACAAGAACUCCCCUCGGACUCUAAACGUGUAAUUACCGGUGAAAUAAAGCACAAUAACUACCGAAGUUAUUUACAGUAUGUCAAAGUGUCGAGAGAGAGAACCAAUGCGUUUUCUAAGAACAUUUUCCUAAGGCGACAAAAGACGCGGAGUUCUCUGACAAGGACGUACAACAAAGCGGAAAAACCCGAGAAUUCCGUCCCUGAUCUCAUCAUGCCAGAAUCGGCGACAAAGCCUGACUUCAGACUAACAUAUACCCCUCUACAAGCAGAUGCUUUGUUCGAAUGGGACAAAGAAGGCUUAAUACGUAGAGAACAGCGGCGUGUCCGACCCAAAAUAGCGGAAUCCUUCCCAAAAGAAAAACAGAAAUCUCCAAACAUUCAAAACUUGCAACUUCUUCCAAUGAUGGUUACCGGUGAUAAAAAACGUGGACGCAUUAUCUUUUCCCCGCCGCCUCCUCCGAACACCUCUUUAGGCAUGCGCGACAUGCUUUCGCCCCCAGGUACGUCACAAGGGCGGCGGCAGUCACGUGAGGAAGAGUUGGAAGGUCAGACUAGCUCCCGGAUACUAGUGCCUCCAGCGACAGCACCUACCAUUAACCAAGUGUCUCUACAACUGGACACCAAUUUAUCCCAUGACAACAAUAGUGUUAAACCACAUUUCGAUAGUGAUAAACUAGAAAAGCCAGACCUUGCCUUAGUUUUAGCUGACCCGUGUUCCCAAGAAAUAUGGGGUUCUUUUCAAAAACAUAAAGCGAAGCUUAUUAAAAGCGGAGCUGUAUCUUUCAAUCGGUCAAAGACUGUGUACGCAAACCCGAUCUCAACCCAAAAAUUGUUGACUCCUAGGGAUCAGAAGGCAUUAGAAGAAGCACAAAAAAAUCAUAUAGUAGGAAAAGGACGCCUUCUUCUUGAACGCAGUUCUUCUCGAAUAAGUGUUGGUUUCACGGACUUUCAGAAACAAAACGGAUAUAUUCCAGAAUACAUUAAACCAAGCACUGCAAUAGGCGGAACAAGAAGGCACGAAUUUCCUGACGUCAUUUGUUCCGCCAAAUCCCGUGCCCGAUCAGAUAUUAUCGAGUUCGACAGAAAACCGGUUCCUAAGUUGCCUCAGAUGAACAUUGAGCCAAUCAGACAGGAGAGGGGACAGGAAAUAGAAAUCCCCGCCACGCCCCCUUCGCCAGCUGCAUACGAACGCCUUAUUGUUGAUGACGAAACGCCUAUGAUGCGCAUAAGAAUAACAAGCUCAUUAAAACAUUGAUUUCAGAAGUGUUAUUUUUAUUUUAACUAAUAUGAUCAAAAGUUUCAAUAUCAAUACAGAUAUUCUUUUUAUGAUAAUGUUUCCAAUAUCAUGUUUAUUUUGGCUUUGGAUUAUUUUAUUUGUUGCCGAUGUUUGCAAUAUAUUUUGUUGUAAUGUGAUUUAGAAACCAUGUACAAAUGUAAUGUUGAAACGAUUUGUUCAGAAAUGUAUUUAAAUAAAAAAAAACCAUGGAAAU